AUGCCGAUCGAGGGUCAUGCACUCACCGGUCGAGUGGAGAGGACCAACUGGCAGCAGAGGGUUACCACCCUCAUCGGCGACUGCCCCACUGCCAAGAGUAACCGUACAUCCGGCGUGCCGUUGAUCUGGCUCUCGGAGCACCGGAAGACAUGCUCCCAAGGCGCAGAUGAGGCGACUGUGGAGUUGUACAUGAGGGCCUAUCUGUGGUAUAUUCUCUCGGAGGUCGUGUUUCCAGACAGCUCCGGGAACUCUGCCAACUGGGCGUAUUUGUUCUUCCUAGAGGACUGGGAUGCAGGGUAUAGUUGGGGGACCGCAUCUCUCGCCUACCUAUACCGUUCGCUUGACGACGCAACGCAGAGGACGAGAGACAAGUCCAAUAUGGGUGGCUUUGUCUGGGCCUUCUCCAUUUGGAUGUGGGAGCGGCUGCCGGUAAACUGGUGGCCGUAUCGACAAGACCGACAGUGGGACUUUGAUCUGAACGUGAUGUGCGAUGCGGACCAUGGUCUCUGGCGGUGCAUCGUGCCCAUGAUCUGUGUGUACGCCAUCGAGUGGCACUUGCCACACCACGUGGCCACGCAGUUUGGGAUUUAUCAGCAUACCCCACCGGGCCAGCCCACCGAUAGCGGCGGCCACGCGCUCCACCUGAUGAGCCGGCAGAAGAAUCAGUCGAUCACAGACUGGGGAAAGGAGCAUAAGACUCAUGUGACGGAGUGGGACCGAUGGAGGUACCGUAAAGACGUGGAGAGGAAAGUGACUGAUUGGGAUGCUUACCUGGGCCGACACAUGAGGUGGUACGAUGAUGGCCAAAAGCACCGUCUUCGUCUCAGGCCUCGGUGGACGGCGGAAGACAUCGCGGAGCUGGAGAGGGAUGACCCCGAGGAAGAGGCCUACCAGACCGGCAUCAGAGACAUGCACAGUGGAUUUAGGGAGUUUGCACCCCUCAUCAACAGAGUGUCUGGUGAGCUGAACAGAUGCAUCUUUGAAGCCUCAGAUGCACUAGCUGAUCUCCCUGGGAGCGUACAAUCUGAGAACAAAGUGAGGGGGACGAUGAAGAAGUUCGUGAAGCGUUGUCGCAAGCUGGUAGGGCUGCUUGGGUGUGCUGGAGCUGGGUCAGUUGAAGCUUAUCAUCCUGUAGCCACACAGGGUCUCAUCGGCUCAUCGAGCCAUGCUCCCUCGUCGUCUAGGCUGCAGCUGCGGCUGGACGACGGCGUGUUGUCAUCGUCAGUGUUGCGCUGCCUCAGUUUGGCGUUGUAG
Aegilops tauschii subsp. strangulata is the source of this 1254-nucleotide messenger RNA. Lineage: Eukaryota; Viridiplantae; Streptophyta; Magnoliopsida; Poales; Poaceae. The record is from RefSeq and is a predicted model, not a curated record.